AAUUAUAUUUUUUCCAACUAAUCUGCAUAUAUCUUUUCUAUGUGCGUCUUAGUUAGUGCACAUGCGGUAUUAAGAUGGUUGGUUGUGUUUCUGAUGAUGAGGUUGAAGAAGCUGAUCAUAAAUCUAUUACAUGAAUUAGGAAACUUAAGCAACUGGGAACGUGUAGAAGACUCUUAACUCACAAAUGUGGAAUCUUGCUGUAUUCCACCAAUUAGCAUCAUUUAUGUUGAAAUCUAUUUUGGGGAAGGAAAAAACAAUUUCACCUACAAGUUCAGUUUAAAUAAAAUAAAAUAAAAAUAAAUACAAAAUUCACGCUCAUUUACUAAAGAGCUAUUCUGAAAAAAAAAACAAAAACAAAAAUUCAAAACAUUAUGACGAAACUAUGCUAGGAAAACUCUGAAACUAUAUUUAUAUACGAUUUACGAUAUUCCUGUUUGAGAUGCGAUAAUUUUCUUCAAUUUUUUUGCUAGCGUUAAUAUCAUUAAAAUGAAAGAAGAUUUACAAAAGUUAAUCUAAUAAAGAGAGCAACACCUUGGCAAAAAAGCAUGAAAAACAGGGUGGGACAAAACAGUUUGAGAUGAUGUCCAAUUUAAAAGAUACCUACACAGUUUUCUAUCUUUCCGCAUCGAUUGUGUUUUUUGCUUGCAAGAUUGUGUUUUUUGCAUCUCACGAUCCCUAACCAGUUUUUUGAUUUAAUCUCACGAUCAUCAAUCCCUAAACAAUUUUCUUCAAUUUUCUUCAGUUUUUGUUUUCAGUGCCAACUGCCAAGUUUCUAAUGUGUGUACUUUUAUCAUUGUCGGUCGAUAUUUCGUAUUUAAUUAAGACGCUAAAUAUAUUAAGCAUCGAAAGAACAUACGGCAAAACAAGGUAGUGCGUUCUUUUAUACAAAAAGAAUUAUAUCAUACGGUUUACUGAGUUUUUUCUUUCUUUUGUGAGAUGAUGUCGUAGAUAUGUUGAGAAACUGUUAUCAUUGGAACCAGGAAACGUUACCAUCGCUAACUGUUGUUGACCAGACAAUAUCUGGCUAGAUAGAUAGGCGAAUUUUCUGUAUAUACUUAUAAUACAAAAUGGACCAAUUAAAAACUGUAUACACCCAUUUGAUGAUAGUGAUGAUAAUCGUGGUUCAUGACGACACUAAUGAAAAGGUAACAAAAUAUCUGGCGGUAACGUUAUAUAUAUAUCACCUAUUACCUAUACUUGAUCUUGUAAAGAGUAAGACAAUUGUUUAAGACGAUGUCUAGCUAGGCUAAUUUAAGACAUUGUUUUAAAAAUUAAAAUUCCAGAUCCCACUAAUAAAAAGAGAAUCAACAUGCAACCUUAAAGGCUUAAACCAUUUCCCUUUAGUCUCUCUUGACUGUCAUAGCUCUUCCAGUUCCCACAACAUUACCAAAAAUAAACCAAAAACAUCAAAAUUUACUUAAAACAAAAAGUAAUGGAGGCUGCAAAAGGCUACACCCAAGAUGGCACCGUCGACCUCCAGGGCCGUCCCGCCCUCGCGUCCACGACCGGUCGUUGGAGAGCUUGCUAUUUCCUUCUUGGGUAUGAAGCGUGUGAGCGGAUGGCGUUUUAUGGAAUAGCUUCGAAUUUGGUGAAUUAUUUGACAACGAGACUUCAUGAAGACACGAUUUCUUCGGUUAGAAAUGUAAAUAAUUGGUCCGGUGUCGUCUGGAUCACUCCGAUCGCCGGAGCUUACAUCGCCGACACAUACAUUGGCCGCUUCUGGACUUUUACUGUCUCCUCCCUCAUCUACGUCCUGGGGAUGAUUCUCUUAACAAUGGCAGUAACGGUAAAAUCCUUAAGACCGACAUGCAGGAACGGGCUGUGCAACAAGGCAUCCUCUUUACAAAAAGCAUUUUUCUACAUGUCUCUCUAUACGAUAGCCAUUGGAGCCGGUGGAACAAAACCUAACAUUUCCACGUUUGGAGCGGACCAAUUCGACGAUUUAGCAAAAAAAGAGAGAAAACAAAAGGAUUCGUUCUUCAAUUGGUGGACGUUUAGCUCCUUUUCGGGUGCGUUAUUCGCGACACUAGGGCUCGUCUACAUCCAAGAGAAUCUUGGGUGGGGUUUAGGUUAUGGCAUCCCUACGCUAGGACUCUUGGUUUCUCUAGUUGUGUUCUAUAUCGGGACACCGUUUUAUAGGCAUAAGGUCAUCAAAUCAGACAAUUUGGCCAAAGCUUUGGUUCGAGUCCCUAUCGCAGCAUUCAAAAACCGAAAGCUUCAUUGUCCGAAUGACCUUUUGGAGCUUCAUGAGCUUGAUUCCCAUUAUUACAACAGCACUGGUAAACAUCAAGUUCAUCACACCCCCAUAUUCAGGUACUUGGAUAAAGCUGCCAUUAAGACAUCUUCCAGAGAGUCACCUUGUACUGUGACAGAAGUGGAAGUGGCAAAGCGUGUGCUAGGGCUUACCUUAAUAUGGCUUGUCACUUUAAUCCCAAGCACCUUAGGGGCACAGGUCAAUACUCUCUUUGUCAAACAAGGGACCACAUUGGACCGAAAACUCGGAUCCCACUUCCAAAUCCCUGCGGCUUCGCUGGGAAGCUUUGUUACCCUCUCAUUGCUUCUUUCAAUUCCAAUAUAUGACCAAUACUUUGUUCCCUUCAUGCGCAAGAAAACUGGAAACCCUAGAGGGAUCACCAUACUCCAACGGCUAGGAAUAGGGUUUUUGAUCCAAAUUGUUGCAAUAGCUGUUGCUUCGGCUGUAGAGGUCAAGAGGAUGCACGUAAUAAAAGAAUUUCACAUAACUAACCCUAAACAAGUUGUGCCUAUGAGCAUUUUCUGGUUGCUCCCUCAAUACUGUCUUCUGGGCAUUGGGGGUGUGUUUGACGCGAUUGGUUUGCUUGAGUUUUUCUACGAUCAGUCACCUGAGGAGAUGCAGAGCCUUGGGACAACGUUUUUUACCAGUGGGAUCGGUCUUGGGAAUUUCUUGAACAGCUUCUUGAUGACAAUGAUUGAUAAGAUCACAAGUAAAGGGGGAGGCAAGAGUUGGAUUGGGGAUAACUUGAACGAUUCUAGGCUAGAUUACUAUUAUGGGUUUCUAAUGGUGAUUUCGAUUGUGAACAUGGGAUUGUUCUUGUGGGCAGCUAGCAAGUAUAUUUACAAGAGUGAUGAGACCAAAUUGUUUAAUGGAGGAUGUGUUCAAAUGGAGGUCAAAUCCUUAGAUACAUCUCCUCUUACUAUCUAGCUAUAACAAUGAGUGAUUUAUAUAUACGGUUUUCUCAAAAAACAUGUAAGUUGUGGUAUUUUGAUUAACAUGAUAUGAAUAAAACUUUAGUGUUUAUCCUAAGCAAACAAGCACCACUUGGACGACCUAAGUUAUUGCUCACGUUCUAUAUAUCGUUUUGUUCUACUAGUUGAACACAGAAACCAAUUCUCAUUGGUCACAUACACUUUCACCUAGAAGGAUUCACAUGAACCGGAUCCGGACAAUUAACUAUAUAUAACGUCUAACAUAUUGGAUUAGACUAUAUGUUAUUGACUUACAUAUCUUGACGAUGCCAAAUAAAAGACUUAUAUAUCUCGACUAAAUUAAUAUAUCGGAUACUUUGGCAACUAUAUCUUUUUUUUCUAAUUGCUCCAAAAAAAGAAAGAAAUUCGCUACUUUUGAUCAAAGCACAUCCCACCGAACACUGCAUGAAUCUGGUCCGCAAGAAGAUGUAUUGAUUAAUUCGAUACGCUAAGGAAACACCGAAAGUAAAAUUAAUUAAAAUGAAUAA
Messenger RNA from Brassica rapa (field mustard), 3713 nucleotides. Its product is annotated as protein NRT1/ PTR FAMILY 5.1. Gene Ontology annotation, cellular component: membrane. Lineage: Eukaryota; Viridiplantae; Streptophyta; Magnoliopsida; Brassicales; Brassicaceae. Gene Ontology annotation, molecular function: tripeptide transmembrane transporter activity; dipeptide transmembrane transporter activity. Gene Ontology annotation, biological process: dipeptide transport; transmembrane transport. The record is from RefSeq and is a predicted model, not a curated record.